AGUACGCAACAUUAACAGAGCUCAAUACAAUGAUUUCAAUCGCUGCUUACUAUUACCCCGGCUUUAUUCAGGUUCCAACGGGAAAUAUAGACUUUACAGUACGACAAUACACCAUUCGGUGGACUGUACUUCAUCAGAAGAAGAAGAGGGAGAGAACCGUCAACAAAGCACAAAGAGGUAUAACGGACCGGGAUAACGGAAAGGUGUAUUGGUGAAUACUGGUAGCACUGGAUGGGCGUUGGUGGUAUGGGUGUUAUGUGGAGUAUUCUCUAUGUUUGGAGCUCUCUGCUAUGCUGAGCUUGGGACAACAUUUAAAGUAUCUGGAGGAGAUUAUUCCUAUCUCCUUGAUGCAUACGGACCAAUACCUGCUUUUCUACAGAUCUGGAAAAAGAUUGUAGUUGGUAGAACGGGUGGAUGGGCAAUCAGCUCAGUUUCUAUCUCAUAUUACGUCCUAGUGCCUUUCUACAUGGGAUGUGAAGUCCCUUUUGUAAUCACCAGACUCAUUGGAGCAGCUAUCUUGAUUUUCAUAGUUUUAAUCAACUCGGUGAGCGUUCCAUUAGCACGCAAGAUACAAGUAGUAACAUCAGUCUUGAAAGUACUAGGUCUUGGUGUCGUCAUCGUCAUUGGUUUAUACCAACUUGCAAAAGGGGAUACAUCGAACAUUGAGACUGCAUUUGUCGAAGGGUCUAUACGAUGGAAGACUUUGCCUCUUGCAUUCUACUCUGGACUAUACGCCUACACUGGAUGGCAAUUCCUUCCUGCGAUUUCUGAGGAAAUCAUCAAUCCGACCAGGACAAUUCCCCUUGCGAUUAUAAUUUCCAUGACUAGUGUCACAGUCCUGUACGUGCUUGCCAACAUUGCUUACUUCACCGUGCUCAACAGUGAUGAAGUAUUAGUUUCCAACGCAGUUGCUUUAGAUCUUGGUCAACGUGUGAUUGGAGACUGGUCUUUGAUUCUAAAUGCAAUUGUAGCCAUCUCGAUAGCAGGAGCACUAAACGGAUCAACAAUCACUUUUACAAGAGAGUUUUUGGUGGCAUCACGUGAGGGACACAUCCCCGAGAUUGUUUCAAUGGUUCACAUUGAUCGGAAGACUCCCGUUCCGGCCAUCAUCACUCUGAUUCCAUUCAGUUUAAUAAUGAUGAUCAGCGGCGACGUCAGUAAUCUUGUUAACUUUGUUGGUUUUACCGCCUGGCUAUUCAUUGCUUUAACCUGUGCAAUUAUCCCGUAUUACCGGUGGAAAUAUCCAGAACUUGAGCGUCCGUUUAAGGUUCCUCUGGUGAUACCAAUCAUCUUCGUAUUCUGUGCAUUGUUCCUGGUUGGUAUGUCAAUCUACAGCAGCCCUGUAGAUUGUGGAAUAGGUUUAGCCAUUACUCUUCUCGGGAUACCAGUCUACUAUGUAGGCGUGGCUUGGAAGAAUAAACCUAAAUGGUUCAUCAAUGGAAUGGAUAAAUUGACAGUAUUCUUGCAGCAGGUGUUACUCGUUGUUCCACAUGAAUCUGAGCAAGUUGAAUGAUAUAUCAUAAAUCGAGGAUAACAAAGUCGAUGUUAUUGCCGAAAUGAGUACGAAGGUGAAUGAAUCAGUGUACCAAAACGCUGCUGAACACGAUGUUGCAACAUUGUUCAAGACGGCAUUCUCACUGGCGAUGACGAAAAUCCAUUUCUCGUAAAAAAAACAAGGUUCAUAGCAUAGGCAUUUUCUCCCAAGGUUAAUGACAGAAUGUGGUUUGAGAAUAUUAAAUGAAUUUUUUUUUUCAUAUUCUUCAAUCCGCUUAGAAGUCUACUUUGACAUGAACAGAACAUCACUCCGAAAUCCCUUUACGGCCCUCAGCAAAAUCAAGUUUUCAGUGGAGUUUUUUUUAUUAACAUAAGCCUUUAAAAUACUCAGAAAGUUAACAAGUGCACAUAGAGUUACCAAGGAUGCUUCCCGGGAAAUGCUUAUAUCAUUUCCAUUGGACUAACGAGCACUAUUGAUUAAAUACAUUCCAUGCUCAGGGGCCGCAGCCCCCCACUUUUUUUUCUAAAACCGUGUACAAAAACGUAAAAAUUACCAUUAUGAUUGUGAAUUUUGGCAUGGUCAGCCCCCCCCCCCCACACUGAAAACCGUUCCGCGGCCCCUGAUGCUCAAGGGUAUCGGUACCGUGGCCCUUGAUCGAACAUCGGACUUUCAUGUAUCUGGUCAGGCGCCCGAGACCGCUCCUCCAUGGGAAAUACAUGUAUAGAUUUAUCUCCGACAAUGACCAAUUAUCAUAUAGGCAUGUAUUAUCACUUUUCUUUAGUUUUUAUACUAUACUCCGUAAUUGUAUCAAGUGGCAUGAGUCAAAAAAUGUUUUAGAUGGUCGAGUUUUUAGUAUGAUACAUCGUUUUUUUUGUUUUUUUUUAGAGAGAAAGAAGUAAGCAAAGUAAUCAACUAUUCAAAAGGGUAAAAUAUUUCUAUAAGCAUCAUUUUUUGGUUUAGCUAGACGUCUGUAUUGGAUUGUAACAAUGACUGACAGUAUUUUCGGGGAUCAUCAAAUAUAUUGCUUUUUGAUGAACCACAUUGUCCUCGUCUAAAAUACGAGGGACAAUAUGAUCCUGUUGUGGGCAAUAUAUUUGAUGUUCCUCUCAAGGCCAGUCAACAUUUUUUUUUAAAUUAUACAUGAAAUCUCCAUACUACAGUGCGUAUCAAAAAAAAGUUUACACUUUGAAAAAGCCCUGGGAAUUCAAAAAUAUACAACAUGUGGGUAAUUUUUUCACAUAUAAUCUUAGGUUUGGGUCUCAUCUAUCAAAUGAAAGUAAAAGUUUUGACAGAAUGUUACACUUGAGUGAGCACUGUCCAUUUUUGUAAAGCUCGCAGAAAUCUGUUUGCGCAGAAAUGCUCGUUUUCACGCUGUGUCAAGGGUAAAGGGCGAAAUCAAACUUACCCUGCGAAACAUUUCCCUUGCACUUUUAGUCAAUUGAAAUAAAACGGAUACAUUCAAGCAUUUUGUAACAAUUUUGCCACCAAACUGAAAUUUCAUCAUUUAGUAAGCACAACCUUUACCCUUUUUGUGCCAGCUGGAUCUGAGGACAUAACUGAACCUGAACAAAAGUUUAUAUCAGACAUCUCAAGCAUUUUACACUGAGUUUUUAUCAUUUAAAGUGGGUUUACAUUUCAUUUUUCAUUUAAUACUUGUUUCUCCACACUUUUCCCAAGCUUGACAAUGAUUAACAAAAUUAAAAUCAAGCCUAAGCCAUUUCAUGUAAAUCACAGCUCAGUGCAAAGGAAAAUUCGUCUCGAUGGCCUCGGUGUGUGUGGGAGUGGGGUGGGGCGCAAUGCACUCUUCGAAGUGUUUUGGGCAAGGAAACAAGUUUAAAAAGGUAAAAGAUAUCUUCAAAUCAAUUUUACAAGCUAAAUUCCACGUUUUCUUCAUGAUUAAGAUCUACUUUUAUUUGCAUAACUAUUUCAAAGUUCUGCGCAAAUAAUUUUUCACUACAUUUUCAAAAGUAAGUGGUGCUCACUCAAGCGGAAAUAUUUUUCGAGUUAUAUCGUCAUUUGCUUAAAUGGAUCUGUACCAAUGUUAAAAUGUGGAAAAUCUUCAGGAUAUUACAAAUGUAUAAUUUUACAGGAUUUUUUCAAAGUGUAAACUUUUUUUUGAUACGCACUGUAUAGUCCAUGGGUCUGUACAACCUCAUAGUUUAAACAUCUUUAGUGAAUUUGGGCUGUGAUUUUUUUUUUUUUUGGGGGGGGGGGGUGGGGUAACCGCCUCCAGCUCACCCAUUUGUUGGUGGAGCUGGGGGCCGUUUCGUAAAGCUAUUCAUAAGUUAAGAGCAGCUUCAAGAACUGGUGAACCUUUCUUACGCGCUAAAUCACCACAAUGGACAUUUUGGUGUGUACCAUUUACAAGAAAGUAUCACCAGUCAUUCUUAAAGUCGCUCAUAACUUACGAACAGCUUUAUGAAACACCCACCAAAAUAUUGAAUAUAUUAAUUCACAUCUACCCUUCUAAUUCAUAGAACAGUCUGAUUGUAAGUUAGGGGCGAGGUAUGAAAUAAUAAUUGAUUGUAAAUAUCUGCAUAUUGAUUAUAAUUUGUUUUUAUGAGAGAAGAGUAUAAGAUCUUACAGCAACAGUAUUGAAAAAAAAAUCAUUACCCUAACUGGGGCCCAGUUCAUUAAACUUGUUAUAACAACAAAUUUAGAAUAGCAGUUACUAUAGCAAGCUACUGACAUCACUCAGUUUGAUUGUCUGAUACUUGUUAAAUAACAAAUAUAUAUAAAAUGGGAACCUGACCAGUGCGGUGAUGCGUCUUACACCGCAUGUGACCGAAAACAUAUGAGGCACACAUUAAUCUUUGGGAAACACCCCCUAUUCUCAUGCUAAAUAGGAACCCUAUGUUACUUAUAAGUGAAUUUCCUAUCAAAACGUCAAAUAAACUUUGGAUUCAGAGGAUUAUAUACAAGUGUUAAUCUACAAAGAUCACAAUGAAAUUAAGCGGGGAGAAUUGCAGCGAUUUGCAUCCAAGAAGGGAUCACCAGUCAUUGGUACAACAGUUUUCUAAAAUAGCCCCUGGUCGCCAUCAUUCCUGAUUGUAUACAUGGACAAGGGAGGUGGAGGCGUUUCCCUGGCCCCUAAGAAAGUUGUACUGAACUGUUGACGUUUUCUUGGGCGCUAAUUCAGAUUCAAAAGCAUUUUGAUUUCCAUUAGCUAGAGGUGGAAUCCAAUCAUUGUAGAUUAAAAUUUUAAUUGUUAAAAAGCAUAAUUAGGAAAUGCACUCCUAUCCUAUUAGAAGGGGAAAUGUGAUACCUUGUUUAGCACAAGAUAGUUGGGUCACUAAUUUGAAUUAGGGGUCCACAAACUACAAUCAUUUCCAUAAAUAUUGAUCAUGUAUAAUAUGCUCUUGUAUUAAAUUCAUUAUUAUUACCA
Molecule: messenger RNA, 4880 nt
Organism: Lytechinus pictus (painted urchin)
Lineage: Eukaryota; Metazoa; Echinodermata; Echinoidea; Temnopleuroida; Toxopneustidae
Product: cystine/glutamate transporter-like
Exons: 11
Coding region: 272-1513 (413 amino acids)
Biological process (GO): amino acid transmembrane transport
Cellular component (GO): membrane
Molecular function (GO): L-amino acid transmembrane transporter activity
Source: RefSeq, a predicted model, not a curated record